AUGGCCUCCUCCCCAGUCCCCUCCUCCCCCAAGAUCCAAAUCAUCACCCCCAACACACCCUCCCAAACACCCCUCCACCCAACAACCAUCUUCCUCGCAGGCCCCACCGAGUUUCCCUGGCGCCAAGACUUUCUCGCCCACCUCAAGUCCCGCCUCCUCGACCACGACGACCUCCCUCCCGACCCCAUCACCAUCUACAACCCCUUCCAGGAGAAGUGGGACAAGACCUGGAAGGAGGACUACCACCACGACGACCGUUUUCGCGCCCAGACCGACUGGGAGAUGGACCGCAUCGACUCCUCGUCCCAUGUCGUGGUGUUCUUUGUCGCAGAGAGCAAGGCCCCCGUGAGCCUGCUCGAGCUGGGGCUGUGCGUGCGCUCCGGGAGGGCGGUGGUCGGGUGCGAGGGCGGGUUCUGGAAGAGGGGGAAUGUGCAGGCUGCGUGUCAGAGGUUGGACGUGCCGCUGGAGGACACACUGGAGGGUUUAGUAGGUCGUGUGGUGGAAAUAUUAAAGAAGAAGAAGAAGAAGAAGAAGGAGAAGAACUAG
Molecule: messenger RNA, 546 nt
Organism: Cryphonectria parasitica EP155
Lineage: Eukaryota; Fungi; Ascomycota; Sordariomycetes; Diaporthales; Cryphonectriaceae
Exons: 1
Coding region: 1-546 (181 amino acids)
Source: RefSeq, a predicted model, not a curated record